Molecule: messenger RNA, 444 nt
Organism: Didymodactylos carnosus
Lineage: Eukaryota; Metazoa; Rotifera; Eurotatoria; Philodinida; Philodinidae
Source: the annotation of a GenBank genome assembly
AUGCUACCAUUAACGUUACUUCGUACAGCUGUUUACCAUCCAAUGGUCUUUGAAUUAAAAAAUGGCGAAACUUAUAAUGGCCAUCUACAAAGUUGUGAUAAUUUUAUGAACAUUCAUCUGCGAGACGUUAUUUGUACAUCACGUGAUGGAGAUCGAUUUUGGAAAAUUCCUGAAUGUUAUAUACGUGGAAAUACAAUUAAAUAUUUGAGAUUACCCGAAGAAGUGAUUAAUAUGGUUAAAGAAGAUUCAGUUGAAAAACAAAAUAAAGGAUCAAGAGGCAAUGAGAGAGGUGGUCGAGGUGGAUCACAACAAAGAGGUGGUGGUGGUGGAAGAGGAAAUCGCGGAGGAGGUGGUGGACGGGGGAAUUUUGCUGGACGAGGUGGUAGUGGACGAGGUGGUCAUAGAAAUUCGUCAAAUCGCGGUGGUGGUGUAUUUAACAGUUAA